This is a messenger RNA of Telopea speciosissima, 1928 nucleotides long. Its product is annotated as BTB/POZ domain-containing protein At3g08570. The record is from RefSeq and is a predicted model, not a curated record. NCBI's taxonomy places the organism in Eukaryota, Viridiplantae, Streptophyta, Magnoliopsida, Proteales, Proteaceae. The transcript is spliced from 4 exons. Gene Ontology annotation, molecular function: protein binding. The coding region runs from base 67 to 1926 and encodes 619 amino acids.
UCCCCGACAUAUUUGUCUGUGAUCUGCACUGCAGAGCCCAGUGUUCAUCUCUGAAAACGAUUACUGAUGAAAGUGAGAGAAAUGGUUUCUGAGAGCUCUUCCCUUUCUUCUUCCAAUCGUUCAACCACUCCUAAAUUCUGCAACACUUUCAAUAACAGGAUCUUUUCUGAUGUCGCUGGGGACAUUACAAUUGUUGUUGAUGGAGAGUCCUUCUUAUUACACAAGUUUCCCCUGGUAUCGCGAAGUGGAAAAAUCCGAAGAAUGGUGGCAGAUGCCAGGGGUUCCAACCUCUCCAAGUUGGAGCUCUUCAACUUACCUGGUGGGCCACAGGCAUUUGAACUUGCAGCAACAUUCUGUUAUGGCGCAAACUUUGAGAUUACUUCCAUGAAUGUUGCCCAGCUUUGCUGUGCCGCAGAAUACCUGGAAAUGACUGAAGAGUAUCGUGAAGAAAAUCUCAUUUCUCGAACAGAGACUUAUUUGAAUGAAGUUGUGUUUCAAAGUCUUGAAAAAUCAGUGGAAGUUCUAUCCACUUGUGAGCUGCUGCUCCCUAUUGCAGAGGAGAUUGGGCUCCUUAACAGAUGUGUGGAUGCAAUUGCAAUGAAUACUUGCAAGGAACAGCUGGUAUCUGGUUUAUCUCGCAUAGACUGUGAUGGCGGAUCUGGAAAACUAAAAAUGGACUGUGCUGAGUGGUGGAUUGAAGAUCUCACAAUAUUAAGAGUUGAUCUUUAUCAAAGAGUGAUAUCUGCCAUGAGAAGAACAGGUGUUCGACUGGAUAGCAUUGUCAAAUCCCUAAUGCAUUAUGCUGAGACAUUGCUAAAAGGUAUUGGAAAACGGCAAAUAUGGGAUCCAGCAAGGAUGAAACUAAAUUCUGAUACAGCAGAAAAUGAAGAUAAGGUAAUUGUGGAAACUAUUGUGAGCCUACUUCCAACAGAGAAAAACAUCUCUGUCCCACUGAGUUUUUUGUUUGGGAUGCUCAGGAUGGCAAUCGCGAUGGAUGCCACCCUUGCCUGCAGACUUCAGCUUGAAAGGAGGAUCAGUUUCCAGCUGGAAAUGGCUUCACUAGAUGACCUCCUUAUCCCUUCUGUACAAACUGGGGAUUCGCUCUUUGAUGUCAACACUGUCCACCGGAUACUGGUAAAUUUUGUGCAGCAGAUUGAAGAGGAAGAACCUGAAGAAUCAUCACAGUUUGGUUAUGAAUCUGAAUGUCCUGGUUCUCCAGAUCAUGGUUCUGUGUUGAAAGUUGGACGGCUUGUCGAAGAAUAUCUUUCAGAAAUUGCACCUGAUCCAUAUCUUAAUCUGCAGAAAUUCAUUGCUAUGAUAGAGAUUUUACCUGAUUAUGCACGUGUCAUCGAUGAUGGACUGUAUAGAGCAGUUGAUAUAUAUUUGAAGGCUCAUCCAACACUGGAUGAAAAUGAAUGUAAGAAGCUGUGCAAGUUGAUAGACUGCCAAAAGCUCUCUCAAGAAGCCUGCAACCAUGCCGCACAGAAUGACCGCCUUCCAGUCCAGACGGUUGUGCGAGUCCUCUACUUGGAACAGCUACGCCUGAAAAAUGCACUCUCAGGAAGCUAUGGAGAUGGGCUCCUCCAGUCUCAGAGGAUCAGCAGUGGCAUUCCUAGUGCAGCUAUGUCACCACGGGAUAACUAUGCAUCAUUGAGGAGGGAAAAUCGAGAUCUUAAGUUGGAGAUAUCAAGAAUGCGGGUGAGAUUGAGUGAGUUGGAAAAGGAGCAGGUGUUCAUGAAGCAAGGAAUGAUAGAAAAGUCAGGUCAUGGCAAAACAUUCUUUACUUCACUUUCCAGAGGGAUUGGACGAAUUGGGAUCUUCAGUGGUCCAGCUACUGGGAACAUAGUCAACCGACAAAAAUCUGGGAGAAAGUCGCAGGGAUCAGAAGGGAAGAAGGGAAGGAGGAGGAAUCAUGCUGUCUCAUAGUA